Messenger RNA from Aureobasidium namibiae CBS 147.97, 1536 nucleotides. RefSeq lists its product as uncharacterized. The record is from RefSeq and is a predicted model, not a curated record. NCBI's taxonomy places the organism in Eukaryota, Fungi, Ascomycota, Dothideomycetes, Dothideales, Saccotheciaceae. The transcript has a single exon. Bases 1 to 1536 code for a protein of 511 amino acids.
AUGAACAAGGACGUUGAGCAGGCCUUGUUCGAUCGCGUCGCCCAGAAGCCCGACAUGUCCGUCGAUGACAUGCUUUGGUGGCUAUACGACACAUACAAGCUCGUUGUCGGCACCCGCACCAUUCGCAGAGCCUUUGAGCGCCGCAACACUUCGCACAAGAAGUUCCGCUCCAAUGCCCGCAAGCACUUUGGCAUCGACAUGGGCGUCGACAUGGACAUGGAUACCGACGUCGACAUACAUGUCGACACUUCACACCAUGAUGACCAUGAAUCCAUGCAGAAUCUUGUCCAGGACCCAACACCUGCUCCUGCUCCUCAAGCCCAUAUGGUCGUGUCGCAGCCAGACACCACCUACCAGAGCCCGUAUGCUCCCCUCAUGACCAUGGCUGAUGCUACCGACGACAGUGGCCAGCCGCCUCCGCCAGACAUCAGUCCUGAGUUGGCCCGCGCUCUGGGAGGGUUGACUGACUCUACCGCUAUGCAUCAAGAUCUCAUGGCUGAUCACAUGGACCCUCUGUCCGAAGAUGAGGAAACUUUGCAGUUGCAGCUUCAACAAAUUGUGCUGCAGAAGAAAGAACUCGAACUCAAGAUCAAGAUGCGUCGUCUGCGCCAACGCCGUGAAUCGCAUACACCGAAUGAUGAUUCUCUGUUUGACCACCUUGACGUAGACACCACUUCGGCUCCGCACAUGCAUCCAGACUCGACUGCGAACGAUCCAUUUGCUCCACAAUCCGACACUCCAGGCACCAAUUCGUCGACGACUCCCAAGCCUCGGGAUUCUCGCAGCAAGAGCAAGGUCCAAGAGGCCCGCAAACGUACUGAAGAACGCCAAGAGCGCAUGCUCAAGGAUCUAGAACGCCGCAGUCGUCGUCGCGAACAUUUGACUGCCGAGUGGGUACAGAGCCGGGACGUAUGGGCAAAGGGCCCUGAGAAACUCCUGGUGCAGCUCAUGCAUAAACAUUCGACCUAUGCAUACAACCAAAACUCGCUUGAAACUUUCGAGGCCAUAUUUGCAGAGCUGUAUCACCUGGUUGAUCACACCGAAUGGUAUGCUCCGGUGCAUGACGAUCUUUUGCGUGAGCGUACACGUCGCAAGAUGAGUCAACUCCGCAGUAAGAUGGUCAAGAGUGGAGAGAUUGUCAGUCGUGGUGAGGGUUAUGGCGGGUGGACCAAGCCUGACGACCAUGACCAUGAUGCUCUGGCUGGUGCAUCUGAUCUCACCGGUACGGGACCUGAUGACACAAGCCUCGACAUGUCACAACAUCACCAGAUCGGCGGUUUGUCAAUGGACCUUCACACUCACGAUACGAAUCACGACACGCUUAUGGCUCGCGACGCCAUGAUGCAGCAUGACCACUCAAUGCUCGAGCACUUACAAGACAACACGACAGACUUGCAUCACACAGAUUUCGAUCACGAUCAUUUGGCGCGUCAUCAGAAUGAGCUGUUAGCACAGCGUGGCAUCGCGCAUCAAGAGCAUUUGUCGAAUCAGCGCGCCAUUGAGGAAACCAUGGCCGCUGGACUAGCUUCAGUUUGA